GCCAACUACAAAUUUCUCCUUAAACCCUAGAUUAAGUCCCCAACACCAAAACCCUCCAUUUCUCCGACCUUGUUCUCUGAUGUCCAUUCUCCGAAAACUCAACACCAAAUUCCCUAACCCACAAUUUAUAUCCAGUUUCUUCUUCACGCGCUUCUCCUCCUCUGCUCAGUAUGUUGACCCCGGUCCAUUCGACGACCCAUUUCCGGACGAGCCCACAUCGUCCUACUACGACCACCAGGUUUACAAAGCCGGCCGAAAUGGAGAUAUGGCGACAGUAGGCUACCUUCUCAACAAGCGAAUAAAAGACGGGUGCUUCAACACCAUGAAAACCUUCAGCUUCAUCACCAAUACGGAUUCCUCUCUCUCUAUCCUCGACCCUUUGAUCCAAACGUUGUCUCGUUUAGACAAAGGCGUCACGCGCAAGCAGGCUUUCGAUUUGCUUAUAGCACGUCUCUGCAAGAUCGAGAGAAUCGAAGAUUCGCUGCGCGUGGUUCAGACGAUGAUGGAGAAAAGAGAGUUGAACGCCGCCACCUUUCAUCCGAUCGUGAACGCGUUGUCGAAGAAGAAGAGGAUGGAGGAGGCGUGGCGGGUGGUGGAUAUAAUGAGAGUCGCCGGAGUUAAACCGGACGUGACGGCGUAUAAUUAUUUACUGACUGCGUACUGUUCCGAGAGUAAGUUGAGGGAGGCGAGUGCGGUGGUGAAGAAGAUAGAGGAGGAAGGGUUGGGUGCUGAUAUGCGGACGUACGACGCGCUAAUAUUGGGAGCGUGUAGGGUGGGGAAGGUGGAAGGGGGUUUGGUGUUGUUGAGGAGUAUGAUGGAUGCUGGAAAAUCGGUGAUGUAUUCGACGCAUACGCACCUGAUAAAUGGGAUGUUGAGUAUUAGGUAUUAUGACGGGGCGGUGAGGUUUGUGAAGGCAUGUGGAGGGAGGGAUGCAAUGUUGGAUCAAGAGAGUUUUGGGGUUUUGGCUAAUAAAUUGGUGAGUUUGGGAAGGGAAGUGGAAGCUAUGGUUGUUUUGAGUGAAAUGAAGAAAAGGGGAUUGUCGUUCGGUAAAAAAUUGAAUGAUUUUUAUGAAAUGCAUCUUAGAAACAUCAGCUAAGUGGCUCGCUAAAAACAUUGGUAAGAAAGUGGAUACGUCAGCUCUCUAAUGGAUCUGCAAUGACAGAUUAAGAGUACAUCAGUGCCAUCUGGUGUUUCAACUGCUUCUCUUAAAGUUCUUCGUCCAGAUACGUCUCAGAUGGUGAUUUAUGAUCCAAGGCAGCAUCAUGAUACGAGCUUUUACUUUAGUAAAAAUAUAUGCCUGUGAUUUUUUCAAUGGUAUUCUAUUUUUCUUAGCAACUUCAUUGGGCCACGAAUGGAUGGAGUAUCUCAUUUGGUGUUGACUUGUUCAUAUACAUUGGUCAUUAGCAGUAUUGAACUUGAAACUAAAGAUAUCCUUUGCGUAGACUUAUGCAGUCAUUUAUGCAUGAAAUAGUCAUUUAUGCAAUCAUUAGCAGUAUUGAACUUGUUCAUAUGCAGUUUACAAAUCAGUGAUGGCUGCAAACUAUAAAUUCCAAAAGCCAUCAGCAGGUUUAUCCACGAGAAAUUUGUUCUUGUAAGUUAUUCGGAUUCGAGUCAGAUAGACGAUGGAUGUGGUGAGAAUCAUGUCGCCAUGGAUCCUGAAGUUGAGCCGCAAAUUGCAAGGUCCAAAGGACAUCUUCAAUGGAAGGUCGAGCGGUCGGGUCAUCGGACAGGCAUCUCAGGCAUAUGUCCAUCACUGUCUUCAAGGAUUCAGUUGAGCAUUCUUUGAUUAUUGUGGGAUCCACUAUGCUUCUUCGAGCCGUAUCAUCCAUCUUAUUGCUCACUUGUAUCUGCACACAGUUUUUAGUUUUGCCUUAAAACCUAAACCCGUGUUCAUGUUUUUUAUUUUGUUAUCUGUAAUUUUGUGUAUUUGUAUUUAUGUUAUAUUAUAUUUUAAUGAUUUAUUUUGUUAUUUUUAAA
Gossypium arboreum is the source of this 1977-nucleotide messenger RNA. RefSeq names its product pentatricopeptide repeat-containing protein At2g40240, mitochondrial-like. Bases 80 to 1096 code for a protein of 338 amino acids. Lineage: Eukaryota; Viridiplantae; Streptophyta; Magnoliopsida; Malvales; Malvaceae. The record is from RefSeq and is a predicted model, not a curated record. Gene Ontology annotation, molecular function: protein binding. The transcript has 3 exons.